Molecule: messenger RNA, 5316 nt
Organism: Oncorhynchus mykiss (rainbow trout)
Lineage: Eukaryota; Metazoa; Chordata; Actinopteri; Salmoniformes; Salmonidae
Gene: emilin3b
Product: elastin microfibril interfacer 3b
Cellular component (GO): extracellular matrix
Molecular function (GO): protein binding
Source: RefSeq, a predicted model, not a curated record
UGGAGCACGCUGAUCCACACACCUCACACACACACACACACACCCACACAGCAUACAGAAGGCUGGGGGAGCUUAGUCAGCACGUCCCCCGCUCACUCACACACUCGUGUUUGUGUAUGGAGCUGUGGCAUUCCUAGAGACCAUCUCUAUCUCUCCUCUGUCUGUCUCCCCCUUUUUCACCUGUCCUUUACUUUACAUUUGGUUGUGCUCUCUCCCUCCUUAUUUCCCUCUUCCCUUCUCCAUCUCAUUCUCUAGGUUUUCUUCUGUUCUGCCUAUUGCUGGCAGCUGUCUGGGAGAGAUGUGUUGAAGAAGAGAGAUGCAGGACAGGUCAGAUUGCUGUUGACACUGCAGAUGUUUGGACUAGAGGUUUCCCUCAGGGCUGACUGAAGACAAGACAACAACACUGCAGAGGUUUGGACUAGAGGUUUCCCUCAGGGCUGACUGAAGACAAGACAACAACACUGCAGGCACCUGACACACAGCUCUUUUUUAAAAUCUCCUUUCUAGAUAUUCCUUAAUCAUUUAUAUUGGUCCUCCUUUUUGGUGAUUUUCCACGGGUGCUAUUUUGGCAGCCUCUACAAAGAGAAAAUGAGGUCCAGGUUUUCUCAAGCUGCUCUGCAGCCCUUUAUUCUAGGAGUAUUCCUGUCACUGGUGGACACCAAAGGAACCUUCUAUGGAACAGGCCAUGGGAACCCGUUCUUUGGAGGAAGUCAUGGCAACAGAUACAACCUGUACAAGGCUGGAGUCAACCCACAGUACACCCCAGGGAAACCCAUGACCCGCCACAAAAACCACUGUGCGUAUGUGGUCCAGAAGAACAUCACGUGUACGACGCAGGACGGUAUGGACACUUACGUGACAGCAGAGUACACAACCAAGUGCAUCUGGGGGCAGAAGUGUCCUGUCGUCAUGUACCGGACCUUCUACAAGCCUAAAUACAAGGUGGGUUAUAAAACCAUCACUGAGCUGGAGUGGAGGUGCUGUCCUGGCUACUCUGGAGAGAACUGUUACGAUGGACCCACCUCCCUGCCCGAUAUGAUGCCCCCCUUCAGGGGUGGUGCCCCCCACCGCCCAGGAACGAAGGGAUACCCUCACGGGCAGCCCCGACCCCCCUUGGACCACAAACCUGUCCCUGGGGGGGCUAAUUUGGAGCCUGGGAGGCCCUUCCCAAAUCAGCCUGAUAGUAGACCCAUUCCCACUGGACAACUUCCCACCGGGAACGGCAAACCCAACUAUGGUUAUAAGGUUGGUGUUAGUGGAGAGCGUCUGGACCGUAUGGAGGUGGACCUGCGUCAUCUAACCCAGGGUCUGGACAUUCUGAACGGGGUGGUGGCUGGCCUGGAGGACCGUCUGCGCCUCUCUCUCCGGGAGGAUACCACCAAGAUGCUGGGCUCCCUGCUCUCCAGUGCCCCCCGUCUCUCUGACUCUUCCGUUGGCUUCGGGGUUAUCCCAGACGGGACUCCAGACGGCCUGAAGGGGGGAGAGGGUUUCCCGGGGUUUGGGGAUCUGGCUGGGAAGGUGACGGAGGUGAAGGAUGAGCUCAGAGCCAAGGGACACAUGCUGGAGGAGAUACAGGGUAUGGUUCUGGGCCAUGACUGGCAGCUGAAGAGGAUGUUGGAAGCUGCGACCGGCAGGCCCAUCCCUGGAUCGGGCUCUCCCACCAUCAUGGAGCUGCUGGAUGCUAAGCUUGCUGGCGUCCGCGCUGAGAUCCUGGACGGCUUCGAGAGGCGUCUGUCUGGCCUGGAGAACCACUGUGAGGAGAGGAUAGGAGAGGUCCAGAGACAGUGUCAUAAUGAACACAUGAACGGACAGGAACAGAUUCAGCAGUCACUGGACGGCAGAGAGACUGGCCUGAGAGAGGAGCUGGGUACUCUGCAGGCCCAAAUACAGGGACUGACCCUCACUGAGAGCUGCUGCGGACAGGUGAACAGCCUGUCCCAGCGGGUGUUGAUGCUAGAGGAGUCAGUGACGGGGUUAACAGAGUCUCAGCGCCAGCUCCAGGCUGCUCUCACUGACCAGACUAUCCACAUCGAGACCCUGUUAGAGGCCCGUCUGGAGAACAUGGAUGCCCGGCUCAAUGCCACAGAGUCUGGGGAAGUAGGGGUUGCCAGGGUGCCUUGGGACCUGGACGGCUUCAAGACCCUGGAGGACAAGCUGAAGACCCUGGAGAACAGGGUGUUUGUGGCCGUGGAAGAGCUGAGAAACGCCACCGCCCCAGCUCUGCUGGAGGGUCAGGUGGUGCCCGCCCUGGAGACAGAGAUCGAGUCAGUCAGGAGGAGGGUGGAGGGAGACCUGGACGGCAUCCAGAAACAGCUCACAGACCUGGAGCUUCUCUGCACCUCCUCCUGCUCCCUCGCAACUACCCCUGAAGGAGGCACGGGGACAGGCCUAGCGGAGGAGGAGUGUGAGGAGGUGGAGAAGAAGGUGUCAGGUCGUCUGGACUCCCACGCCAACCAGCUAGACCAUCUCAACACCACGCUGCAGACCCUUCUGAACCGUAUCGCCCAGGAGGAUGAGGAAGGCUCUGUCCAGGGAGAGAUCACCCUCCUCAAGAUCAAUGUCAACUCUGUCAACCGCACCCUGAAGGGUCUGAGGGACUCUGUUAGCUUGUUCACUAAGGGAGUGGGCCAAGCUAAUGCCACAUGGACACACAGGGAGAACCAGCUAGCCACCGAGGUCCAGGGCAUCACCCAGCUGGUGGGGCGCCAGGCCUCCCUCCUAGGGGCCGGGGAGCGCCGACUAGCCCAGCUGAAGGGGGAACUGGUGGGCCUGAGGAGGAGGCUGGCCGGAGAGCUUCAGGGCUGCUGGAGCACGGCCCUUGGGGUUCAGAGGGAGGUGAAGGAGGUGGAUAGUCGUGUGUCCCAGGUGGAGGGACAGUGUGGCAGCCUGGGGGAGCUGGCGGACCACCUGGAGAGGAUCAGAGCAGAGCUGGAGAGACAUUCUGACUCGUACCUGUCACAGGUGAAUGGAACGCUGGCCAGUCACUCUACACAGCUAGCCGAGCUGAAGGGAGAGAUCAAAGACUGUGUCGGGAAGGGCUCAGCCAAUCAUAGGGGAGACCAGUAGCAGCCGAGCUACGGAGAGAGACUUGUGUGUGUCAGUAGUGUGAAGAGGAUUCACAUUUUCAUCUGCUUUCCUUCAUCUCCUCUGAUGGGAAAGGUGAGAAGAAAUUCAGAGCAGGAUUCCAUCAUAUUGCUUUGACCUACCCUAACUGUUCAGAUCAGGGAAGGAGAGGAGAUGAGGAGAAGAGGCUAUUUGAAACUAUAGACAUGCACCCUUGAUUGUAUAGUUGGGCAAUAUUUUCCCUAAAGGGAUAUUUUUGUUGUUGUUUUUCUGAUAUUUUUGUUGUUUUGACAUUUUAUUUGGAUUUUUAACUGACUUUUUAACUUAUAUGAAGAAAAGAUGGUUGCAUUGUUAUACUUUACGUAUUAGAGAUAUGUGUAAAACCAAUAACAAAAACAAAGUGAAUGAUGUAAGACUAAUGAGCAGCUAUGGGUUUCCACUGGCAAACACACUCCACUCUCUGUGUGGACUCUUCCUUUAAAAAGACUGGAGCCUAUGUCAACAUGAAAGGUGCUAUAAUAUUUGUAAACAUUUAGUUUUUUUUUAUUGUAAAAAAAGAAAUGUAUUUCUCCUUAAAGUUUUGUGUUUUCUUCUUUGGUCAUUCUGAUGUCUAAGACGGAAUAGUAUUAUGCUGAAGAGUUUUGAUACUAAGGUGAACUAGUAGCCUGGUCCCAGAUCUGUUUGUGCAUCUCCAUCUCCAUUGCUCAUUGUCAAGCCAAACAAUGAGUGACGGGCAGUUGACAUGAUGGCACAAACCGACUGGCACUCAUACUAGGUCACUGGGCCUACUCAUACAAAAAAACCUCACAUUACCCAUGCAAGCUAAGGUAACUGAACUAAAUGACUAUCACCCUGUAGAACUCACCUUUGUCAUCAUGAAGCGCUUUGAGAGUCAAGGACCAUACAACCUUCAUCUUAAAUGACACCCUAGACCCCCUACAAUUUGCAUACCACCCCAACAGAUCCAUGUAUGAUUAAAUCGCUUAAGCACUGCACACCGCCCUGUCCCACCUGGACAAGAGGAAUACCUGUGUGAGAACGCUGCUCAUUGACUACAGCUCAGUUUUCAACACCAUAGUGCCCUCCAAGCUCGUCACUAAGCUCAUGGCCCUGGGUCUGAAGUCAUCCCUGUACAACUGAGUCCUAGACUUCUUGACAGGCCAACAUCAGGUGGUGAGGACAGGCAACAACACUUCUGCCAUACUGAGCCUCAACACAGUGCUUGCUCAUCCCCCUCCUGUACUCCCAUGACGGUCUGGCCGAUCACGACUCUAACUAAAUCAUCAAGUUUGCUGACGACACGACAGUGGUAGGCCUGAUGACCAGAACAACAAGACAGCCACCAGGGAGGAGGUUAGAGCCCUGGCAAAGUAUUUCCAGGAAAAUAAUCUCUCCAUCAACGUCAACAAAGCAGAGGAGCUGAUCGUGGACUACAUGAAACAGAAGAGGUAGCACGUCCCCAUCCACAUCCACGGGCCACAGUCUAGAGGUUAAAAAGCUUCAAGUUCCUUGGCUUGCACAUCAUUGAGGACCUGAAAUGGUGCCACCACACCGACACUGUGGUGAAGAAGGCGGAACAGCGCCUCUUCAACUUCAGGCGGCUGAAGAAAUUUGUCAUGUCACCCGAGCCACGGUCUGUUAACUCUGAUACUGUCUAACGGAGAAGGUACAGGUACAUCAUAGCCCGGACUGAGAGACUGAGAAACAGCUUCUAUCACCAGGCCAUCACACUGUUGAACAGCCACCACUAGCCGGCUACCUGCCUGAUACUCAGCUCUGCAUCUUGAAACUAAUGUCCCAUGUGAGACAUUGAACACUGGUAACUUCAUAUACUGUUUAUAUACUGUUGCUUACUCACUGUGUAUGUAUAUACUGUAUUCUCCAUAUAGCCCAUCCUAAUAUACCUACUAUUGUACAUACCAUUUUCUUUUCCAAAUGACAUGCUGUCUAUACAAACAUCACAUAUUUAUAUACUGUAACUGCUCACGCUAAUAUACAGUAUCUUUGGAUUAUUAAUUGGACUAGUUGUGACAGUUCUUGAUUUAUUGAUUAUUUGUGUAUUUGUAAUGUGUUUGAAAGACAUUCUACUGCCCUGUUGGAGCUACUAACAUAAGACAUUCUACUGCCCUGUUGGAGCUACUAACAUAAGACAUUCUACUGCACUGUUGGAGCUAGUAACAUAAGCAUUUCACUGCACCUGCUGUAACACUUGCAAAUCUACGUAUACAACCAAUAAACUCUGAUUUGAUUUGA